Molecule: messenger RNA, 2843 nt
Organism: Misgurnus anguillicaudatus (oriental weatherfish)
Lineage: Eukaryota; Metazoa; Chordata; Actinopteri; Cypriniformes; Cobitidae
Product: noggin-2
Biological process (GO): dorsal/ventral pattern formation; negative regulation of cell differentiation; negative regulation of BMP signaling pathway
Source: RefSeq, a predicted model, not a curated record
AGAAAUUUAAACAACUGAAUGGAAAUGAAGGUGUCUCCCGGGCUCGUGCUCUGCGUGUCUGUCACCAUUCAGCUCGCGCUGCCUCAGCAUCAACUACGCGUGCGCCCGUUGCCUAGCGACCACCUGCCAGUACCGGAUCUGCAGGAGGACCCGAACCCGGCGCUUGAACCGGGGCAGAGGGAUUUACUUCCUCGCUUUCUGUGGCAAAAACUCGGCAGCAGUUUUGACCCCCGCUAUUCCUCCAUUGACCCCCCGACGCGGGAUAACGGGUCCGAGGUCACGCAAGAGCCGGCGAUUGGUGUCGGACCGAUGCCUCGUGAGUUUCAGGAGCUAACAUUCGCAGAUCUCAAAGCGGGAUGGAAAACGCAGCGCAGAGUUCGGCGGUGGUUGUGGUCGUACACCCGGUGCCCGGUGGCGUCUGUCUGGAAGGAUCUGGGCGUCCGGUUCUGGCCGCGAUACGUCAAGGAGGGACGUUGCACGAGCGAACGGUCGUGUUCUCUACCGGUGGGCAUGUUUUGCAAACCGGUAGAGUCCGUGAGCGUCACGCUGCUGCGUUGGCACUGCCAGGGCUCGCGCGCACUCAAGAGCUGCGCAUGGAUCCUUGCGCACUACCCAGUGAUUUCACGAUGCGGGUGUGCGUGCUAAUGCUGCAUGGUUCAUAUAAUUUGGGUUUAGAUGGUUCAUGUGGAUGACAGGAUGAAUCUCACGAAAACAUGUACAGGUCACAUGUCACACUAAAAGCAAAAUACUUCAAUAUGUGUCGUAUUUAGAAUGAAGUAGGCAUAUUUGAACAAAAUGAAGCUUACAACACUUUAUAUAAUAAAGUCUUAUUCAUUAACAUGAGUUUUGCAUAAUGAACUAACAAUGAGCAACUUAUUUUACAGCAUGUAUUGAUAUUUGUUAGAGGGCUGGGCGAUAUCGAACAUCCAAAGUAUCGGUAUUUUGCCACGAGCCACAGUAUUCGACUGAUAUCUCGGUGUUUUUUGCUGAGUGGAAAACAUGUUUACAUGAAAGUCAAAGCCCCAUGAGAUGUCACAGUAACCUUUAUUAUAACAGUGCAUUAUGAAAAAGAAGAAAGACAGGGAGUACCUCCCUAUUUGAAAAUAUACGCAAAGUAUGCUUACAUCUGACCUCAGUGUACAUUUUUAUCAGAGCUUCUGUUGCAAAAAAAAGAAGGGUCAUAUAUCAGACCAUACCGAUAUUGACGAUAUAUCCCAUAGAGGGGGGAUGCUGACACCAUAUAUUGGCAGACCUCGAUAUACUGCACAGCCCUAAAUGUGUAUGGGAAUGAAGUUGUUCAUUGUACAUUUAGGUAAGUUCAUUGUGUAAUUAUUACUAAUGUUAACACAUACUAUGUUUGAUUUUAAAUAUGUGUUCGUAAAUGUUGAACAUGUGGUCCACUAAGAUUAAUUCAUGCUGUGUACGUCUUGUUUUUUGUUAGUUUAUUGCAUUUAAAUUUGUACUUCACUUAAAGGUUGUACUCAGUGGUGUAGUUGUGUCUGGAGAAGUGGGUAUACUCUUAAUUUAUGCCCCCAGUAGAAGUGGGUAUACCCCAUGCCAUCAAAUAAAGAGGCGGGUAUACUCCGUAUACCUGCGUAUACCCUGCACUACACCACUGGUUGCAGAGGUGUAUAAUACUUAAGUAUUUUAGUUACAUUUUCCAAGCAUCUAUGCUUUAUCAGAGUGUUUGUCUUGGGAAAAAAUUUACUUUUCUUUACUAAAAAAUUUUCACUACAUUCUAAAGCAUAAAAUCAUGCUGUGUAUUCAUUAUAUAUUGCAUAUUAAAAUUGAUUUAAUGCAUAAUUACAGAAAAAUUGUGUACUUUUACUUUCUUGAGUGAAAGUACGAAUUUUUUUUACUUAAGUAAAAGUACGAAAAAUUACUAGAUGUUUAAUGUACUUAAAUAUUAAAUAUAAACCAAAAACUUGAAAUUAUGAAAUGUAGUGGAGUAAAAAUUAUGAUAAUAUGUUUUGGAAUGUUUGUUUUCCAAAGAAAAACACUAAUAAAGUACGAAUUUUUUAUUUUAUGUAGAAAGUAAAAAUACUUAAUUUCUAUACAACUCUGACUGGUUGUACUUCACUAUGGUAUUUGCGAUUGUGCAUGCUUUGUGUUAUUGAAGAUGUGUUUGUUUGUGAACAUGUAAAAAUGAAAAUUGCAUUAAUUUUUAAUAGUGAUUAGUGAUAUUUGUACAAUUUAAAUUUAAUUUAUAUAUUUUUAAUCCCCCAAUAAAUGUUUAUUUUCCUUAAAUUUGUUGUCUGUAAUGGAAAAAAGUUUGAUGUAAAGCCAAGGUGUGACAGACAGUAAAAUGACCAAUCAUUGUUCACAUUAAUUUGUUACACACAACAACCCUCUGGUGUGCAGAAAAAUCUGUCAUUUACAGUAUUUCUUGUAGAUAUUUUUUUAACUUAAAAAUGGUAUGUUUAUAAAAUUAUGCAUAAGAAAUGUUUAUUUAGUUUCAGCAAUUUUCUCUCAUUUUGUUUGUCUCUUUGUUUUCAGUUUUGUCUCUCAUUUACUGUAAUUACAUUUGUGUUAUUUCGGCCUCAUAUCUGCCAGUCUGCCACACUACAUUCUCAAUUUUGGCAUCGAUAGGGCUGUCACAGUUAUGAAAUUUGUCUGAUAUGGUUAAUUGUCUAAUAAAUUGUGACGAUUAAUUGCCUGUUUUAGCACUUUGCCGAUUAUGACGAUAACUUGUCUGUUUUGUUGCUUUGAUAUUUAAGUCUCAUACAUUUUUUUUGUUUGUUCAUAAAAUAUUCACACAUUGUCGUGAUUAUUUAAAUAUUUUGCAAGAUUUGCCUGGCAGUAAAUAUGAAUACACAUAACACAUAUUAAAAGUAAUUAUUUUA